UCCCCCCACCCUGCAGCCACCUACUCUCCCUUACACAUGCUAAUGCUGCAGCUCCAUUCAUGCUGUUGGUGGCUUUGUCACCGGGGGAGGGAGAGGCUCGGAGCAUUAAGCAGCAGCUGUAUGCAUCUCACUAAAUUGACUCCCGGAUGGCUGCCAGACUCGACCUUAUUUCGCUCUCUCUUCUUUUUUCUUCUUCUUCUAUCGUUCUGCAUUUUCCCUCCUAACUCGUGGUCGGAUAAAGGAGCAGGAGGACGAGGCGCUGAUGUUGAAUUUGGAGGCUUUCGGCUGUAAAGUGUGGCGGCUUUCUCUCAACAAGUGGCUGAUGGAUUUAAUGCACUUGGAUAGCAUUUCCACACUGAGCUCAUUAGCCCGGGGGGCUCACGGGGCUUUGUGUCCGCCGCUCUAAGGAUUUAUGGCUCUGAUGAGAAGGGACUCUCUUAAUCAGAUUCGACGCUCCCAGCUGUCAUUCAGUGUUGGCGGCACGCUGUGAGGAAAAGGCUGCACUGGGCCGUGCCUCUGCGCUCCUCAGACACUCGUCCUUGACAUCCAAAUGCUGCGCGUCGAUCGUCGAGCCGGCCGCCUUCUGUGAGUUAUGACGACGGCUGCUUCUGCGACUCAGGAACGAGGCUCCUCCUCCGCUCAGCACUGAGAAAAACAAUCACAUGAUGUGAUGAAGAAGGGUCCUGGAAGUCUGCUCUUCAAAGAGUCCGCCGGCAGGAUAUGAGUAUUUUGAGCCCUGUGACGGAUAGCAAAUCAAACCUUGUGGGAAUUGUGGGAGGCCCAGAAGAAUUCUCCAGAGUCAUGCAGUCAGAGGAGCUGUUCAGCAGGAAACUCAAAGCCCUGAACGGCAACAUGGGACCGCCAGUCUCCAACAUGCAGGGAAAGCCCGACGUCACAGGCAAAACAAACGGUAAUCCAGCCAUGCCUAAGAUGGGCGUCAGAGCGCGGGUGACAGAAUGGCCGCCAAGGAAAGACGGAUGGGACGGACGGCCUUCACCGAACUAUCAGAGUGUGAUACCCGUGUUUCAGAACGGACAGCAGGAUCACACUGUGGAAAUCCUGGAGCAGGAACAAGUGUGUGUGGAGCUGGAGUACUCUGACAAAUACUCACUGAGUGACCUGCUCAGCCACUCCCCGCUGAAGGGUCUCCACCCCAUCCGUCAGCGCAGCAACAGCGAUGUGACCAUCAGCGACAUCGACUCUGAGGACAUAAUGGACCAGCACGCCGUCAAUCCGAACACGGGGGCCUCGCUGCACCGGGAAUACGGCAGCACGUCGUCCAUCGACCGGCAGGGUCUGAGUGGAGACGGCUUCUUUACCAUGCUCAGGGGCUACAGAGUGGACACCCUGGACCACCGCAGCAUACCCCCUUUAGGUUUCCCCGAGCUGUUGCGCUGCGACGCCUCGCUCUCCCCGAGCCUGCAAACGGCAGCGCAGAUCGCCCGGGGUGAGAUAGUCCACAUUCCGGGAUACGACUACAUAGACAGCUCGCUCCUGUACAGCCGGGAGCGGGAGAAGUCCUUCAUGAGACGUCUGAAAUCAGAAUCCUCGGAGACGUCUUUGUUCAGGAAGCUUCGGACCAUAAAGAGCGAGAGCGACGCCCUGCGGCUCUCCAUAGAGGAGGACAGACGACCACUCAGCUUUCAGAAGUGCUUUGCGCAUUACGACGUCCAGAGCGUCCUCUUUAACAUCAGUGAGGCCGUCGCCAGCAGAGCCACCCUGAGCCAGAGGAAGAACACCACGACGGGGGCGUCGGCGGCCUCGGCCGGACCCGGAGCUGGAGGACUUCCCGGAGUUGGAGUCGGGCCUGGACCGGCAGCAGGAACAGACCCUGGAGCAGCAGGAUGUAGCAGUGGGAAUGUCCCCAUGUUCGAGUCCCCUCUGGGCAGCAGGGAGGACUUGAACCCCAAAGAGAACCUGGACGCUGACGAAGGCGACGGGAAGAGCAGCUCUCUGGUGCUGAGCUGUCCUCACUUUCGCAACGAGAUCGGCGGCGAGGGCGAGAGGAGGAUCUCGCUCUCCAGAGCCAACAGUUCAAACUACAGCGGCCUAUCAGAGAGCUGCUCUUUUGAAUCCUCUUUAAGUUCCCACUGCACCAACGCAGGAGUAUCUGUGCUGGAGGUACCGAGAGAAAACCAGCCCAUCCACAGGGAGAAGGUCAAACGCUACAUCAUCGAGCACAUCGACCUGGGAGCAUACUACUACCACAAGUUCUUCUAUGGAAGAGAGCAUCAGAACUAUUUCGGGUUCGACGACAAUCUGGGACCGGUGGCGGUCAGCGUCCGCAGGGAGCGUCUGGAUGACGGGAAGGAGAAAGAAGGGAUGCAGUUCAACUAUCGAGUCACCUUCAGAACCAGCCAGCUGACCACGCUGCGUGGAGCCAUCCUUGAGGACGCCAUUCCAUCGACAGCGCGACACGGGACGGCGCGCGGCCUGCCGCUGAAAGAAGUGCUGGAGUACGUGAUCCCUGAGCUGAACAUCCAGUGUCUGAGACUCGCCCUCAACUCCCCCAAAGUCCCAGAGCAGCUCCUGAAGCUGGACGAGCAGGGGCUGAGCUUCCAGCACAAGGUGGGGGUGCUUUACUGCAAGGCGGGGCAGAGCACGGAGGAGGAGAUGUACAACAACGAGAGCGCUGGUCCGGCUCUGGAGGAGUUCUUGGAUCUGCUCGGCCAGAGGGUGCGGCUCAAAGGCUUCACAAAGUACAGAGCUCAGCUGGAUAACAAGACCGACUCCACGGGCACUCACUCCCUCUACACCACCUACAAGGACUACGAGCUGAUGUUUCACGUGUCCACCAUGCUCCCCCACACGCCCAACAACAGACAGCAGUUACUAAGGAAGCGGCACAUCGGGAAUGAUAUCGUCACCAUCGUGUUCCAGGAGCCCGGGGCCCUUCCCUUCACUCCCAAACACAUCCGCUCUCAUUUCCAACAUGUGUUUGUCAUCGUCAAAGUCCACAACCCGUGCACUGAUAACGUCUGCUACAGCGUGUCCGUGUCCAGGUCUAAAGACGUGCCUCCGUUCGGCCCUCCCAUUCCCAAGUCUGUAACCUUCCCAAAGUCGGCCGUUUUCAGGGACUUCCUGCUCGCCAAGGUCAUCAACGGCGAAAACGCAGCGCACAAGUCGGAGAAGUUCCGGGCGAUGGCGACUCGAACGCGGCAGGAGUACCUGAAGGACCUGGCCGAGAACUUUGUGAGCACGACGACGAUAGACAACGCCGUCAAGUUCAGCUUCAUCACGCUGGGCGCCAAGAAGAAGGAGAAGGUGAAGCCGAGGAAGGACGCACAUCUGCUCAGCGUGGGAGCCGUCACCUGGAGCGUGCGGGCGCGGGACUUCGGCCAGUCGGCGGACGUGGACUGUCUGCUCGGCAUAUCUAACGAGUUCAUCGUGCUGAUCGAGGAGGAGUCUAAAAACGUGGUGUUCAACUGCUCCUGUCGGGACGUCAUCGGCUGGACCUCGGGGAUUAUGAGCAUUAAGAUCUUCUACGAGCGCGGGGAGUGUGUCAUGCUGUGUGCUCACGACAACUGUGGGGAGGACAUCCGGGAGAUGGUGCAGAGACUGGAGAUCACCACCAGAGGUUGUGAGACGUCAGAGAUGACCCUGCGUCGGAACAGCCUCGGGCAGCUCGGUUUCCACGUGAACUUUGAAGGCAUCGUGGCCGACGUGGAGCCCUUCGGCUUCGCCUGGAAGGCCGGGCUGAGGCAGGGCAGCCGGCUGGUGGAGAUCUGCAAGGUGGCCGUCGCCACUCUGACACACGAGCAAAUGAUCGACCUGCUGCGCACGUCCGUCAGCGUCAAAGUGGUCAUCAUCCAGCCGCAUGAGGACGGCACACCAAGGAGGGGCUGCUCCGAGCUCUACCGCAUCCCCAUGGUGGAGUACAAGGUCGACAGCGAGGGAACACCCUGCGAGUACAAGACGCCCUUCAGGAGAAACACCACCUGGCAUCGGGUGCCCACGGCUGCCGGAGCACCUCUCUCCCGAGGCUCGCCCACGCAGGGACCCGACCGCCUGCAGUGCCAGCAGAUCCUCCAGCAGCACCAGGCGGCCAUCCCACGCAGCACCUCGUUCGACAGAAAACUACCAGACGGGUCCAGGAUGAUGCAGGACAUGGAGAACCCUCAGGUCACCUCGUGCAACAAAGGAGACCAGCACUACCGCAGCUCCCCCAGUAACCAGUCGUCCUCCAGUGAUCCGGGACCCUGCGGCAGCGGCACCUGGUCCCAGCAGCCGGGAUACGACGGGUGUCCCUCUCCGAUUCUCCAUGAGCGGGCGGGGGACAUCCAGGGGGGAGAUGGCGAGAUGCACAGGGAGAGAGAGCCCACCUUAGAGAGGACCCGGUCUGCAGAGGCCAAAUGGCACAUCCCCUCCACCAAGAUCCUGAACCCUCUGAAGCAGAGAGAGGGAGGAAAAGACUCUCCCAACAAGCUGUCCAGGACGGGCGAUAAAAACUCCAGCCACUCAAGUAGCAACACUCUCUCCAGCAACGCCUCCAGUAACAGCGACGAUAAGCACUUUGGCUCCGGGGACCUGAUGGACCCGGAGAUUCUGGGCCUCACCUACAUCAAAGGGGCGUCCACGGACAGCGGCAUCGACACUAAUCCCUGCGUGGCGCCCGGGGCCCGGGUGCUGCUGCAGGGCCGGGUCGGUGAGCAGGGCCACCCCUGGGAGCACCAGGAGGACGGGAUGUCGGAGGAGGAUCAUGGGAAGCUGUACCUGCCGCAGGGCUACGCCUCCGCCAUCAUGUCGAGUCAUGUGACAGAGGGAAGCAUCGGAGACCUGAGCGAGAUCUCAUCACAUUCAAGUGGCUCGCACCACUCGGGCAGUCCUCUGGCCCGCGGUGCCAGGUACUGUUUGUCCGCUGACUCCUCCAAGGUGUACACCAUCCCCCAGACCAGCAGCUCAGGGCCUGAUCCAGACCCAGAUCAAGAUCCAGAGGCAGAGGCAGAAGCAGAGCUGGGUCAGGGUCCAGUGCUCAGCUCAGAGGCCUGUGGACAGACACGUUCACAGCAGGGGGGGAAUCUCCCCGGGGACAUGAAGACGGCUGCUGAUGAUGAAGAAGAAGAAUCCCACAGCACUGAGGGACCUCCAAACAUUUCAGAGUGUGGAGGAGCCGAGAGCUUGUUAGCGUUUCUCCUCACAAUGCUGUCUGAGCGUUCAAGGCAGCUGUACGUGCAGGAGGCCUGCAGGAGUCAAGCUGCAGAGCGGGACGGAAAUUCACUGCAGAGACUCUCAAAGGAAGAGUAUGUGAAAAUGAUGCUGCCGGGGAGUCCUCCAGGAGAAGACGGGAGUCGGAAGGUGUCAGCGAUGGACAGUCUGUCCCCGAGGCGCUCUCUGUACCGGACGCUGUCAGACGAGAGCGUGUGCAGUAACCGUAAGGGCUCGUCCUACGCCAGCUCCCACAGCUCCAUGCUGGACCAGGCCAUGCCCAACGACAUCCUCUUCAGCACCACCCCCCCUUACCACAGCACGCUGCCUCCACGUAUGGUCCACAACCAGGGGGCGUCAAACCUGCGCAGUGAGUUUUGGUUCUCUGACGGCUCCUUGGCGGACAGGUCCAAGUUCAGCGACCCGGGCCUCAUGCCCCUCCCAGACGCUGCCUCAGGCCUGGACUGGUCUCACCUGGUUGACGCAGCACGAGCCUUUGAAGACCAGCGCGUGGCAUCCUUCUGCACCAUGACGGACAUGCAGCGGGCCGAGGCUCUGCACAUCUCCAGAGAGCUGACCAGACGAGUGGUGGAGGCGGAGGGAGCAGCGCUGGAAGCAGAAAGCUCUCCCUCCACGCUGACCGGCAAAGUGAACCAGCUGGAGGUGAUCCUCAGACAGCUGCAGCACGACCUCAGAAAGGAGAAGGAGGACAAGGCGAUGCUGCAGGAGGAGGUGCAGCACCUGAGACAGGACAACAUGCGGCUCCAGACGGAGAGCCAGACGGCGGCGGCUCAGCUCAGGAAGUUCACAGAGUGGUUCUUUCACUCUAUUGACAAGAAACCCUGAGAGAGAGAGAGAGAGAGAGAGCAAGAGAGAGAGCCGCUGAAUGAAAGAUGGAAAGAGAGAGAGAAAGCUGCAGCGAGAGAGAGAAACAGAGAUGGCCUUCACUCCUCCUGGGCUCCCACUCAAAUUCUACUUAAGACUCCCAGACGAUCCGAACUUUAAAAGGAACCCUUACCGGCCCCCAGACUCUUUAAAAAAAGCCCCGGCUCAGGAGACUCUAGUGCAGCCCUGUGUGGUGGAACUGAAACCCUGAUCUGUACCUCUGUUUUUGGGAUCCUCUCCAGUCUGAACUGCAGGGCUGUUUCUGACGUUAACGGUUUCUCCAUCCCAGCAAACGAGACUCUUGGGAAACCUCCUCAUCUCCAGCGCCAGGGAGAGGAAUCGAGCACGGCAGCCCCCAGGGGCCCCCGCUGGAGUCCCUGGGAUCUUCUUACAGUAGUGGAAUGUAAAGCUCAUUUACUGUAGUCAACAUUUAAUCUACCUACGUAUGUCCCGUCAGUCUACUGUACUGUAUUCUCAGCUGUACUGUAUCAUACUGCGCACACUGUCACACAGCUGUUUCUGUGCAGAGAGGGGGAGGGGGGGGAGGGGCGAGGAGGGGAGGAAUGUACUGGACUAAAUGAAGUGGUACUUACUGUCUGCUUGCACCAAGAGGAAUCCACAUGUGGCGGUCUUGAAACGUACAGCGGGAGGUAAAAAAUGAAUGUAGCUCAACUGAGACCCUUUUCUUUCUGGAUUCCCAAAGUCACAAGUGAUUCACGUUUCUGAAGCUCUGGGCCACGUCGUCAUUGAUUGGUUGAUUCCACUUCUUUCCUUUUUUUCCUCAGUGUUGUAAUGUAGGGUCACACAGCAGUAAUUCUUUGGUGUUUUUUAAAGGUGCUUUUCCCUACACACGUUUGUCAGUAGUUUCCAUUCACUGUCACAAUGUCCUAGCAAUAACAAAGUGGUAGUUUGAAACUGUGUUCAAAAAAAAAAGAAGAAGAAAAAGAAAAAACGAAGUUAGCACAAGCGUGUAGAGUUCCUGUGGAGAAGCAGUCGUACUUGACGUGUAUUUAUAAAACAGGAAACAGACUGUGCCUAAAACUCUCGGUUGUAAAUGGAUUGUUUCUUUUUGCUUUUAUUUCUCUUUUAUAAACACAUGCCUUGUCUGUGGCUCACUGAUAUAAAGUCGUGUGUGUGUGUGAAUGUGUGUGUGCGUGCGUGAGUGUGCGUAGGUUAUCACAGCUAAACGUGUUCUUAUGCAGUGGUUUCUAGAGCAUUAGAGCAGGCGCCAGUGAACCACACUUACAAUGCCAAAUGUGUUUAUUUGUGUACAUAUCUGCCACAGAAGUGUCUUGUAUUUAACACUUUAAUUUAAGCUUAUUUAACCUAAAGUUGUUUAUUUUAUUAAGGGUAUUUGUUUGGUUCUGCACUAAGGAGAGAUACAGCUCUGUGUAUGUUGUAAAGUGUGUAGCUUGCCAGGGCAACAAAACUAUAUAUUUAAAUAUAUAAAUGAUGAUUUUUGGAGAUUCCAACAUUUGGAUGCUGCUAGAUUACAGUUUGCUGGUUUGUAUGCUUUUAAAAAUGUCUCUCUCUGUAAACGGUCUCCUCCCGGGUGGGACACUGGUUGCUUUACUUGUUUUUGUUCUACUUUUUGUUCAUGUUUUUUUUUAAAUAAAUGUAGUUGGAAAAAUAA
Labrus mixtus (cuckoo wrasse) is the source of this 7663-nucleotide messenger RNA. RefSeq names its product signal-induced proliferation-associated 1-like protein 2. The transcript has 22 exons. NCBI's taxonomy places the organism in Eukaryota, Metazoa, Chordata, Actinopteri, Labriformes, Labridae. Gene Ontology annotation, cellular component: cytoplasm. Gene Ontology annotation, biological process: regulation of small GTPase mediated signal transduction; activation of GTPase activity. Bases 721 to 5991 code for a protein of 1756 amino acids. The record is from RefSeq and is a predicted model, not a curated record. Gene Ontology annotation, molecular function: protein binding; GTPase activator activity.